Messenger RNA from Homalodisca vitripennis (glassy-winged sharpshooter), 1585 nucleotides. RefSeq names its product atrial natriuretic peptide receptor 1-like. The record is from RefSeq and is a predicted model, not a curated record. Gene Ontology annotation, molecular function: guanylate cyclase activity; peptide receptor activity. NCBI's taxonomy places the organism in Eukaryota, Metazoa, Arthropoda, Insecta, Hemiptera, Cicadellidae. Gene Ontology annotation, biological process: cGMP biosynthetic process; intracellular signal transduction; receptor guanylyl cyclase signaling pathway. Bases 1 to 1155 code for a protein of 384 amino acids. The transcript has 7 exons.
AUGUACGUCAGAUUCUACUCCUCCCAGCAGAUCGCGAGCAACAAAUCAUCGCUAAACUCACAAAUGGACAGAUCAGAUUUUGAAGAAGCAAUUCGUAUUUUAGAGAAUACGACCGAGUUUGUGAACCUAAUAAAAAACUACCAGAACCAUCUCAUAGCUAACAUUAGUAUCCUGGUAUUGCAGACCACCCAACACAACACUGAUACUCUGUUCUCUAGCCUGCAGUUGUCCAAGUGGCGUUCCGCCAGUUUUCGGGACCGGACGCUGACAGUUUCCCUCCUCUCUGUGAUCCUCCUGGUGUCUGUGAUUAUCGUCUCGUUGGUGGUUCAUGCUACCCACACUAUACAGACGUAUGCCAACACCCUGGUCCGCCGCACCGUUCAACUGCGAACGGAGAAGCGGAAGAGCGACUGUCUUCUCAGCCAAAUGCUGCCCCUGCCUGUCAUACGGCAACUGAAGCAACACAAGCAAGUUGUAGCUGAGAACUUCGAGAGUGUUACGGUGUACUUCAGUGACAUCGUAGGCUUCACGAGGAUCUCUGCCAAGAGCUCCCCUAUGGAGGUUGACAACAUGCUCAACAAUCUGUACCGCCUUUUUGACUCCCGCAUCCAAAAGUACGACGUCUACAAGGUGGAGACCAUCGGAGACUCAUACAUGGUUGUCAGCGGGCUGCCGCAGAAGAAUGGCAACAAGCACGCUGCAGAGGUUGCCACGAUGUCACUGGACCUGUUGUUUAGUCUGGAACACUUCCGGAUUCCUCACCGACCUCAUGAGUCCCUGGAAGUCCGGGUGGGACUCAACACUGGACCUUGUGUCGCCGGCAUCGUAGGUACCACCAUGCCGCGCUACUGUCUCUUCGGCGACACUGUCAACACUGCUUCUCGUAUGGAAUCCACAGGGGAAGCAAUGAAGAUCCACAUGACCAGCGAGACCAAAGAUUACCUGGAAUUGGAGGGCGGCUUCUACAUGGAGUUGAGAGGUCAGAUGGAGAUCAAGGGCAAGGGUAUCAUGAACACAUACUGGCUGACGGGAAAAGAGGGAGGCGUUGGCUCGAGCACCGAGAUCGAGUUCACCGAAGACUGCACCUACAUCCCAGAGUUCCUGCAGAUCAUCGGUACUCCGACUCCACAAGACGACGAGCUGCUGCCGCCAUAGUAUCAGGAUGUUCGGUGUCUGGACGGCAGCCUCCUCGCCCCCAACACCGACAUAGAGAUGUGUGAGCGCAGAUUCUCAUUGUUCUCUCAGAAAAUUAAUAUUUUCGGUAACCAUUGAAUACGACGGUCUACUGUCCUCUGUCAUCGCUUCAGAAUGAAUCAAGUUGCUGCUGAAUAGGAAAGUUUUACUUUGCCAACAACUUUAAAUGGCAAAUUUCUAGCCAAUAAUGGUAUAAGUCCAUUCAACAAUUAGGAAAGCGUCUAUAGUGUUGGUGAUAGUGAUAAAUGGUGUUUUAAUAACGGUAUUAAAUAACAUUCUUUUAUAAACCAUAGAUUUGUAACAUGCAUUGGUUUUCUGAGAUUCCGAGAUAAUAAAUGAGGGCUUCUAGUGAGGAAAGAAUAAAUAUGAAUACAAUUUUUACAUGAGCAAA